Heterobasidion irregulare TC 32-1 is the source of this 246-nucleotide messenger RNA. RefSeq lists its product as uncharacterized. The record is from RefSeq and is a predicted model, not a curated record. Lineage: Eukaryota; Fungi; Basidiomycota; Agaricomycetes; Russulales; Bondarzewiaceae. Bases 1 to 246 code for a protein of 81 amino acids. The transcript has 3 exons.
AUGGCAGUUCCGGUGGUACAUGUGGAAGGAGCCGCUGAGCCUGUUCCAUCAUGUGCUAUUGCAUUGAAGGGCGUGUACAUGUCGUGGACGAACGAUCCGUCUAACCCCGGGGUCGAAGACUGGAAUGUUACCGAGAUCAAGAUUGACCCCAAUCGGGGACGCAUCGACAAGUCGACCGUGGCGCACUCCUGGAAGAUGCCCGACAUGUGGACAACGCAGAACAAGCCGUCGCUGAUGAUGGCCUGA